This is a messenger RNA of Vicia villosa (hairy vetch), 3827 nucleotides long. Its product is annotated as E3 ubiquitin-protein ligase MBR2-like. Gene Ontology annotation, molecular function: ubiquitin protein ligase activity. The record is from RefSeq and is a predicted model, not a curated record. NCBI's taxonomy places the organism in Eukaryota, Viridiplantae, Streptophyta, Magnoliopsida, Fabales, Fabaceae. The transcript is spliced from 6 exons. Bases 1406 to 3532 code for a protein of 708 amino acids.
AUUUACGCUCUUACUAUGCUUUUUCUUGCAAAGCGAUUUUUUAGGGGUGGUUAAAAAAUUGUCUGAAUUCGACUUUUUUUUUUUCAGUUAAAAAAUUCUCACAUCCUAUUUUUUCGGUUUCUGUUUUGAUGAUCGCGUCGACGCUAUUUUGUUCCGUGUUCAAUUUUUUGUUUUUUUUUCUUCAUCUGUCUCUACCCCUUUGUUUCAAAUAUGUAUAAUCGAUUUGGUUUGGUUUGUUUUGGUUCGUCUGAAAGGGUAGGAAUGUUGGAUUGGGUACUGUGAAGUUUCGUUCUUUUGAUGAUUUUGGAGAUGUUUGUUGUUAUUGAUUUGAACCUGAUUGUUGUUGAGCUUGUGUAGUAUGUUAGCUUUUUGUGUCUUAGGAUGCUGAGUUAAUUUCCCUUUUUGGUAUAGUGAUGAGAAAUGAAGGGAGAGGAAAAGAUUUCGAUUGAGAUAUAUUGUAAAUCUUAAUACUCUUAGAGAAUAGAGAUGUUGAUUAAUCAUUAUUUAGCUUCUUCGAAUUGUUUAGUUUCCUUUUACCAAAACUGUUUCUGCGAUUAAAUUAAAUUUUCAGCACAAUAUAAUUUCUUGAAUUUUAUGGAUAGUUGGUUUUCUUGUUAUGUAUAUGAUUUUUUCUUCUUCAUCUCCAUUUGGUCCCUUUGCAUUUGUCGUGUACCCUUCCGAACGCCUACUAAUCUCUUUUCCGGGAGAUAAUGUAUUGUCAAAACUAAAGAUGUUUACAACCCAACUUGUAGCUCAAUUGGCCUAAGGAUAUUAAGACUCGGUGUAGUGUCUGUUUCGGAGGUUCACUUCUUCAUGAUGCAACCUUUUUCCUUUCCUUCUGAAGUUAUUGUGCCUUUUAUAUAACCUCCCGAAAGAAUUACAUUCUUCUUUUGCUUUAACCAUAAUUCUCAUAGCUUUGUCGUUACUAGCACCACAUCCAGUUUACCUUAGUGUUUCAAUAAUCCAACAGUUGGGAGAUGUUUUAAAGUUGGAGAUUUGUUUUUAAAGGUUAAUUGUUUGCUUGCUAUCUUGGUGGAAAUUAAACAUGCAACAGUGAUGAGCAUUCAAAUUUGUUACAGUUGUCUUGGUUGGUAUGUGGGGUGUAAAAUUGUCAUGGAAAUAAUCACUAAUCAACAUAUACAAAAUUAGUUUUUUUCCCCCUUAUCUCAUUUGUCCUGUCUGGAUCUUCUGUCGAGGAUGUAUAUGAGCUCCUUAUCAUUGAAUCAGAAAUUAUUGGUCCAACAACAAUACAUGUUUGAGCUUUUUAGCUAGUUCUAUCUUAUUCAUGUGUUGCUGGAAUAGUUUUUGCUUCAUAGCAAAUUGUUUCAGUCACAUUUGCUUAUGUAUCUAUGCUCAAUUUAUUGCAUCAAUAAAAUGGGUUAAUUCUUAGUGUGUCUAGCAAAACAUGCUAUAUACUUCAGUUUUACGGCCAAUGUGUCAUCCGCAGGUUAUAUGUCAAAGGAGGACUAUUGGGUCCUUCCCGGCAAUUGUUAGCAAGAUGCCAGGUCCUAGUUCUAACGGCACUGAUAUGAAUCAUCAGUCUUCCUUGAAUCAUGUGCAGAAUUCAGUAGAUUUUCGACUGUCAGAUUACAGGGGGUCUUCUGGUGAGACUGCAUGUUUACGUGGUAGUGGUCCUAAUGUGACCUUUAAUGGCUGGAAUACCGGUGAACACAGUUCUGGACUGAAUCUGAUCAACCAAGUCAAUGAUGAUGCUCUAAUAUCAGAACAUAGAUUGUCUUCUUCAUGUAGUGCUAUUGCCGAGGAUGGUCAGAGACCUGAAGAAAGGCAAUUACUUGGGAACCAAUCCAGAAUUCAUCCUUCCUUUUUGCAAGGUUCCAGCUCUAAUCAUACAGCUCAGAAUAUUAAUCUCGGUAUGGGGCACAUUGGCAACUCUUCUGACCGUGGGAAAGGAAAAGAAACUGGUAGUGGUGGGAAUAGCACCAAUCCAGGUGGAUUAGAUAGAGAGAAGAUAAUACUUGGCAGCUCGUCAUUCAAUCACACAGGAGCUUCGUCUGCAAGCUCUGGAUACAUGGCAUGGGGAGAUAGCAGUAGUUCAAGUUCUUCUUUAGCUAAUUGGGGUCCUUCCUGCAAGAGAAAGACCCUUGAAGGUAGUUCUAUGCAACUAUGUACCGGGGGAAGUUCGAGUUCUCUUGUACAAACUGAAAAUGGUUACUGGCCUGCUGAUUCUGUUGAUCUUAAUGUUCCUGGAAGCUUAGGUGAUCUGUCACCUUUAGACGAUUUUCGUGUUACUAGCCCUCCAUUUCAGCAGAAUACAAGAAAUGAAGCUUCUAAUAUGUUCCCUUCAGUGAUAGGUGUAGCGGAAAAUGUGGAAAGGCCUCUAAGAAACUUUGAUAGGAGAAUAACCCAUUUACAGCAUCCGGAAUCUGUACCUCUCAAUUUAACAUCAACUGGGAGUGCUAGACAUCAGAAUUAUCCUUCUCCACAUCAAACACCUGGCUCUCUCUCAUUUAGCGAGUCCUUGGAUUUGAGGUUAACAGCUGGAGUAACAGCUGCUAAUUCUGUUGUGCCACAAACCCAGUCACCUUCCCUACACAUGCAUCCUUUUCCGUGGAAUAGAGGUGCUAAUCAUAGAGUGGCCAGAUCAUCAAGUUCUUAUAACUCGGGAGAAAGAGCAGUACGCGAAGAUUUUAACUUAAGAAUCUUCCCAAGAGAUGGUACUGAGCAUCCCAUGAAUUUGCCUGCAUCUUCAGGACAUGAACCUGCAGGUUGGUAUACAUCUUCUAAUAAUGUGAACAACGCCGGAGGUAUACCUCCUCCAUCCUGGAUUGGAUCUAGUUCAAAUGUCCACUCGUUACCUAAUCCUAGCUGGACUUUUAACCAUGAAGUCCCAACAGAAAAUCUACAGAGAGUUUCAGAGUUCAGUCCUUGGUCCCUUUUUCCAUCAAUCAGCUCAGCAUCUGGGGCUCAUAAUGGCCAUUCCCCCUCUACUUCCGGCCCUCUUUCUUUUUCUCAGGGUUCUAGCAGCAGUCAACCACAUCCAAGAACAUCAUAUUUGAUGGAAAGAAGGGGGGAUGUACUCCCUGCUCCUCAUUCACUGCGAACAUUACCCGCUGACAAUGAGGGAAGACGCCGGCUCAUAUCUGAGAUUCGCCAAGUCUUGAUUGCAAUGCGGAGGGGUGAGAGCUUACGAGCUGAGGAUUAUAUGCUCUUUGACCCUUUCCUAUAUCAUGGCAUGGCUGAAAUGCACGACAGACACAGAGAAAUGCGUCUUGAUGUUGAUAACAUGUCAUAUGAGGAAUUGUUGGCACUGGGGGAGCGUAUAGGAGACGUAAGCACUGGACUGAACGAAGAUAUAAUUCACAAGUUGAUGAAGCAGCGAUUUUACACAUCUCUGAUGACCGAGUCUUCUUCUGAUCUUGAACCUUGCUGUAUCUGUCAGGAGGAAUAUACUGAUGGACAGAAAAUUGGUUCGCUGGAUUGUGGGCAUGAGUUUCACACUAACUGCAUCAAGCAGUGGCUAAUGCAGAAGAAUAUGUGUCCAAUUUGCAAAACAACAGCCUUGGCCACGUGACCAGGAGAUUCCAUCCCUCCAUACAUAUAAUAUCCAUUUAUCAGUUUGAUAUUGUUGUUGGCUCCAUCUAUUACUUUUUUUGUUUCAUGAACUUCCUCUCAUCUGUCAAGAUCGAGAAAGAAAACGCAAAAAAAAAAAAAAAAAACAUAAAAAUGGAACAUUGGUGGUUAAGGUCUAUAUAGUAGAAUUACAUUUAUACUGUGAUAACGGACAAUUACAUGUCCUUUAUGAUGGCUAAAAACACUUGAAUUUUAUUAAUUUUCAUUAUGAAUUUAAGACUGUUGUGAUCGCGGAA